CAGCUGAUGCAACAACAACGAACUUUGACUACCACAACCACCCCUGAAACAUCCUCAACUGUAGCGCCAACAUCGACAACUGUUGCAGCAACCACAACUAUAUCUGACACCACAACAACAGCUGAUGCAACAACAACAACUUUGGCUACCACAACCACCCCUGAAACAUCCUCAACUGUAGCGCCAACAUCGACAACUGUUGCAGCAACCACAACUAUAUCUGACACCACAACAACAGCUGAUGCAACAACAACAACUUUGGCUACCACAACCACCCCUGAAACAUCCUCAACUGUAGCGCCAACAUUGACAACUGAUGCAGCAACCACAACAAUAUCUGACACCACAACGACUAUUGGUGCAACAACAACAACUUUGGCUACCACAACCACCCCUGAAACAUCCUCAACUGUAGCGCCAACAUCGACAACUGUUGCAGCAACCACAACUAUAUCUGACACCACAACAACAGCUGAUGCAACAACAACAACCUUGGCUACCACAAGCACCCCUGAAACAUCCUCAACUGUUGCGCCAUCAUCGACAACUGUAGCGCCAACAUCGACAACUGUUGCAGCAACCACAACUAUAUCUGACACCACAACAACAGCUGAUGCAACAACAACAACCUUGGCUACCACAAGCACCCCUGAAACAUCCUCAACUGUUGCGCCAUCAUCGACAACUGUAGCACCAACAUCGACAACUGAUGCAGCAAUCACAACUAUAUCUGACACCACAACAACAGCUGAUGCAACAACAACAACCUUGGCUACCACAAGCACCCCUGAAACAUCCUCAACUGUUGCGCCAUCAUCGACAACUGUAGCGCCAACAUCGACAACUGUUGCAGCAACCACAACUAUAUCUGACACCACAACAACAGCUGAUGCAACAACAACAACCUUGGCUACCACAAGCACCCCUGAAACAUCCUCAACUGUUGCACCAUCAUCGACAACUGUAGCGCCAACAUCGACAACUGAUGCAGCAACCACAACUAUAUCUGACACCACAACAACAGCUGAUGCAACAACAACAACUUUGGCUACCACAAGCACCCCUGAAACAUCCUCAACUGUAGCGCCAACAUUUACAACUGAUGCAGCAACCACAACAAUAUCUGACACCACAACGACUAUUGGUGCAACAACAACAACUUUGGCUACCACAACCACCCCUGAAACAUCCUCAACUGUAGCGCCAACAUCGACAACUGUUGCAGCAACCACAACUAUAUCUGACACCACAACAACAGCUGAUGCAACAACAACAACCUUGGCUACCACAAGCACCCCUGAAACAUCCUCAACUGUUGCGCCAUCAUCAACAACUGUUGCAGCAACCACAACUAUAUCUGACACCACAACAACAGCUGAUGCAACAACAACAACUUUGGCUACCACAACCACCCCUGAAACAUCCUCAACUGUUGCGCCAUCAUCAACAACUGUUGCAGCAACCACAACUAUAUCUGACACCACAACAACAGCUGAUGCAACAACAACAACUUUGGCUACCACAACCACCCCUGAAACAUCCUCAACUGUAGCGCCAACAUUGACAACUGAUGCAGCAACCACAACAAUAUCUGACACCACAACGACUAUUGUGCAACAACAACAACUUUGGCUACCACAACCACCCCUGAAACAUCCUCAACUGUAGCGCCAACAUCGACAACUGUUGCAGCAACCACAACUAUAUCUGACACCACAACAACAGCUGAUGCAACAACAA
Messenger RNA from Megalobrama amblycephala (Wuchang bream), 1740 nucleotides. RefSeq names its product mucin-5AC-like. The coding region runs from base 7 to 1668 and encodes 553 amino acids. The record is from RefSeq and is a predicted model, not a curated record. Lineage: Eukaryota; Metazoa; Chordata; Actinopteri; Cypriniformes; Xenocyprididae. The transcript has 3 exons.